CUCCAGCCUCGUUGUUUGUUACACCCCCUCCUACAUCUCACCCUGUGCGCGUGUAUUUCAGCUUGCAUUCCUUUUCCUCACCAGACCAUAUCUUCCCACCAACAUCUCCACGGCUCAAUUGGACAGAACUGACGCGUCUAUUCGUCUACGUUCCGCCGCCGGGCUCAGCCCGCGAUUACAAGAUGCAUUUGCGUCAGACCCUCCUCAACUUCUACCGGUCACGAGUUGAAAGUGGAAACUCCAAAACUGUCGAGUCUUCAGAUUCUCGCCCUGUGCUCGCUCGUUCUACAAGCUCUACGUUUUCAGAGGAUGACCUAGACACCAUCGUCGUCAUUCCAAGACCCGCCAGACCACAACAACUCCCUACGCCCUCCGAGAGCUCCCUCGACGUGUCUGUUCAAGAUGCCCAAGUCGCAACUAUGAAACAAGUGCCGAAAGGCCGAGCCCGACGCGUUAGUUCGAGGCUGACCAAGACACAAAGCCACAAUGCUAUUGUGGGAGAUGUAGAAGAUGAGGACCUCAAAGGAAGGACUGUCAGCGGUGAAACCUUGGUUAACAUGGACAACACAAGCCAGUCAACACUGGUCAAGGAAGGUAUCGCCGCAUUGGACUUGCCGUGGAACGUGAGCGAGGUGUUUACAAAGCAAGGCAAGGCAGAUAUGCUGGGUGGGAAGAAUAGCGCUGUGCAUGGGUCCAGAAGAGCAUCGACAGUGACUGCGGAAGAUGCAGAGGAACAGCGUCUCCGAGCAGAAAAGUCUGCUGCGAAGAAGGCCAAAAUGGCCGAGAACAAUAAAAUAUGGGAGCAACGGCGCAAGGCUGCAGAGAAGCGAGCUACAAGAAGAUCGUCUAGGAUGCCCGUCCUGGAUAAGGCGGGAGAGGUCGUGUCGAGCAUUGCUAAUAGCGUGCUUGGGAAAAGGAAGGCCAGAGCAUCGGAAUCGCGCAACGGAGCACGAUCAAAAAGCUUGGGAGGCAUAGAGCAAGCUGCUCAAGAACCCGUUGCGAAGAAGAGACGCGUCAGCGAGGGUGAUAUCGCCCGUGAGGAGGUUGCCCAACCAAAAGCAUCCAUCCGACGGCGGGAAAAGAAAUGGCUUACAUCAGGGCUCUACGCUGGCCAGUCCAGGGGGACCGAUAUACGUCCUACCAACAGCAAAAGCAGACGCAAGAGCGUGGCUCUUUCGGAACCUGUCAAGGAAAACUCCGUGCUGCCUCUGCCAAUGUUCGCCGGCGAGCGCCUGAUGAGUUACGGUCGAGACUUCAAGCUACCUUUCGACAUCUUUUCUCCCGUUCCCGCUGGUCAGCCGAAGCCCGACGAGUGGAGAAAGGUUAACAAAAACGUCUUUGUUGGUGAUGCGGCCCAAGCAUGGCGAGUGUCAAAGUACGAGGAGCAUUCAAGCUGUUUGUGCAAGCCUGAGACGGGUUGCGACCAGAAUUGCAUUAAUCGAUACAUGUACUAUGAAUGUGACAGCCGGAACUGUAACCUGAAAACAGAAGAUUGUGGGAACCGGGCGUUUGAAAACCUCCAGCGACGGGUCAAGAAAGGUGGCAAGUACAACAUUGGCGUGGAGGUGAUUAAGACGGAGGACAGGGGAUAUGGCGUGCGAAGCAAUCGGACGUUUGAGCCAAAUCAGAUCAUCGUGGAGUAUACGGGAGAGAUUAUCACUCAGGAGGAGUGCGAGCGUCGUAUGAAGACGAUGUACAAACAUAAUGAGUGCUAUUAUCUGAUGCUCUUUGAUCAGAACAUGAUCAUUGAUGCCACCCGAGGAUCCAUUGCACGGUUCGUCAACCAUUCUUGCGAACCCAAUUGCAGGAUGGAAAAGUGGACGGUCAAUGGCAAACCCCGAAUGGCACUGUUCGCAGGCGACCGAGGUAUCAUGACCGGAGAAGAACUCACUUAUGACUACAACUUCGAUCCUUAUUCACAGAAGAAUGUCCAAGAAUGUCGCUGCGGAUCCCAAAAGUGCCGUGGAGUGUUAGGACCAAGAUCCAAGGAGGAGCGAAAGCCAAAGAGUCCUGAGAAGGAGACAAGCAAGAGCCGCAGCAAACUGGCGGGUGCGAAACGAAAGAUCGCGGAGGUUAUAGAGGAGGGCACCAGCCGAAUCACGAAGAAGACCAAAAUUGCUGCUGCACCGAAAGGGAAGGGCUCAAGUCGCUCACAGUCCAGCAGCCCGGUCAAGGUGCGAAAGAUGAAGCUCAUCAAGAAAGCUGUGACGCGAAAGACCAGUGCGACGGUGGUGGGCGGUCUUUCCAGACGUCCCUCGAAACUCAAGACUCUCGUCGCGAGUGCUAAGAGCAAGGCAGUCAAGCGCAGAGUUGUGUCCACUUCGUCGUCGACCGCUUUGAUUGCGAAGAAAAGCCCAAAAAGAGCUGCUCCAGCGACUGUCAGCCGUUCGUCAAGCCUGCGGGAGAAGGCAUCUAGUGUCAAGAGCCGAGUCGUGAGAAGCGUUCGCACCACUCAGAGAGUGAGGACUAAGACUGUUCGAGCGAUUGAGGCUGAAGAAGGGGCUUCAUGAGGACGACGCCUAGUGAGGAGGGAAGAUUUGAUGCCCCUAUGUUGUAUGAGAGAUCCACGGGAAGGUGGAAGGGCUAUGGCAAGGUCAUGUUGUUCAAUUCCAAGCAGUAGUUGGCUCUUGUAUAGACUAAGGCCUCACCAAUUGCUGCGGAUACCGAGGCUGGUCUGUGUUGUGGACUGCGGACUUCUCCUUUGAUCGACGAUAGUGCGGAGACUUGAUGCCAUGAACCACCACGAAGCGCGUGCCUGGAGGCUGGAGAU
Cladophialophora immunda is the source of this 2770-nucleotide messenger RNA. RefSeq lists its product as uncharacterized. Gene Ontology annotation, molecular function: histone H3K36 methyltransferase activity; protein binding. The transcript has 2 exons. The record is from RefSeq and is a predicted model, not a curated record. Gene Ontology annotation, biological process: regulation of DNA-templated transcription. Gene Ontology annotation, cellular component: chromatin; nucleus. NCBI's taxonomy places the organism in Eukaryota, Fungi, Ascomycota, Eurotiomycetes, Chaetothyriales, Herpotrichiellaceae. The coding region runs from base 183 to 2510 and encodes 775 amino acids.